Messenger RNA from Microthlaspi erraticum, 996 nucleotides. The record is from the annotation of a GenBank genome assembly. NCBI's taxonomy places the organism in Eukaryota, Viridiplantae, Streptophyta, Magnoliopsida, Brassicales, Brassicaceae.
AUGACGAUGGUUUCCCAUAUUCCGCAAGAUUUGUUGGAGGAGAUUCUCUCUAGGCUUCCGAUAAAAUCUCUAGGAGCUGUGAGGUCAACUUGCAAACAAUGGAACGAUUUAUCAAAAAACCAAAGCUUUACAAAGAUACACCGUGAUACAACAGCCAAAGCGAUGAUGUUUAUCAUGAUGAAUAAAUCUAGGACUUGUUUAAUGAGCGUCAAUCUCAAUGGAAGCCAUAACCAUAAAGACUUGGUUGAUCCAUCUAUAGAACAGAUAGGUAAACUUUAUCAUGUCGAGAUAUUAAAUGUUUUUCACUGCGACGGUCUAUUGCUAUGCAGCACAAGGGACAAGAGGCUCGUGGUUUGGAAUCCUUAUUUAGGGAAAACCAGGUGGAUCAAGGCCAGAAACAGCAGUGUCGACAGAAUUGAUAGGUAUGGUAUUGGACACGACAACAACAAAAACCACAAGAUCUUGCGGUUUUUGUAUCGGUACGAACAAAGUGUUGGUAACCACAGAAUAUGUGAGUGUGAAAUCUACGAUUUAAGGUUAAAUUCAUGGAGGGUGCUUCAUGUCACUCUCCACUCGUAUCCGUAUUUUUCUCCUGGCGUUGGUGUAUCCUUGAAGGGAAAUAUUUACUUCCAUGCUUCUAAACGAUUGGAAAGAGAGUCGAGACAAGUUUUAGUCAGUUUUGAUUGUACAAGUGAGGGAUUUGGACCCUGUUUGCAUUUGCCGUUUCAAACUUUUCUUAAAGAUGAUGUGACUCUAUCUACUGUUAGAGAAGAGCAGCUUGCAGUGUUACUUAACCACAAGGGAAAAAUGGAGAUAUGGGUUACAACUAAAAUUGAGACCAACGGGGUGUCAUGGUGCAACUUCUUGAAAGUCGAUAAGAUACCAUUCUUCAGUGAAAGUUCUAUGUUUCUGAGUGGGAGUUUCUUCCUGGACGAGGAGAAGAAAGUUGCAUUGAUUUGUUAUACAGGCGUAUACAAGGAGACCAACAAAGCUUAG